This is a messenger RNA of Rhagoletis pomonella (apple maggot), 2322 nucleotides long. RefSeq names its product protein toll-like. Gene Ontology annotation, biological process: innate immune response; toll-like receptor signaling pathway. The transcript has a single exon. Bases 1 to 2322 code for a protein of 773 amino acids. Lineage: Eukaryota; Metazoa; Arthropoda; Insecta; Diptera; Tephritidae. Gene Ontology annotation, cellular component: membrane. Gene Ontology annotation, molecular function: transmembrane signaling receptor activity; protein binding. The record is from RefSeq and is a predicted model, not a curated record.
AUGCUGCCCAAAAAGCUUGGCGAACCUCGAUCGAGGACUGGUUUUAUUUUCCUAGUCACUCUAUUCUUGCUGAACUGGAGCGCGUUCUGUGAGGAAAAAAGUUUCACGGAAGACGAUUGCGCGGCGAUCGACGCUAAUAGCACCUGCAAUUGCACCUACAACGCCUACGAGUCGGUUGUGAUUCAAUGCAGCGCCAAGUAUGAAACGGCACACAUACGGAUAACAGUACUCGAUGGAAAGAAUGUAGAGAUCAGUUGCCAGGGUCGCAUUGGCGUGGGCUGCAAUGUCACGCAUCCCUGCAUACCCGCAGAGCUGCUCGCGCGCUUGCCGCCCUUAGGCCGCUUGCACGAAGUCGGCUUUCUUAGCGUGCGAUACUGCUUUCCCUUCAGUGAAAUUUUGAAGCAGUUGUCGUUGGGGCAGAGCGACAUCUUGCAGGUGCAUGGCUUGGAAUUUAUACCCUUACUACAGCGGCGGCAUUUCGGCAAGGACCAGACGAUGCUGAAAGAAAUAGACAGCUUGGAGUUAUUAGCGCAGAGCUUACAUCAUUUGCAUGACGAGCAAUCAUUGACGCUGGUCGCACAAUUACCAUCGAGCGCGUUGCCUAAAGAGCAGCAAUUAGAGGAAGAUAUUUUGGGCGCUUUCGUCCAGCUACGCUCACUGACAAUCGAUACGGAUUUCAAGCAGUUGCCAGUUGGUAUCUUUCGGCCAGUGGCGCGCACCCUAAGUGAGCUGUUUUUGCUAGGAUGUCUUCGAGAGUUUCCGCGCGUUGCACUCAGUGCGCUACGAAACUUGAAGCAGUUGACUAUGUCGGGCCACCAACUUGAGUCGCGUUUGCGCGCGGACGAUUUUGAUACGCUGUCCACACUUACAGAACUAACGUUACGCCGUUGUGGCAUUAUAGCGUUGCCUGCGCGUAUUUUCCAUCCACUACCGGUAUUAAAGCAUCUCAAUUUAGUCGGAAACAAGCUGCGCAUGCUACCCGCUACACUACUGGCGCAACAGCGACACCUACAGUUAUUGGACCUCAGUGACAAUCAGCUGGAGGCGUUGCCGGCUGGGCUCUUCGCGUCGACAACUGCGCUGAAAAAGCUUUAUUUGACAUAUAAUCGAUUGCGUCGCCUAAGCGCAUAUCUCUUUCCACCGCAAAAUGCACUUGUGGAGCUCUAUGUGGAUUUGAAUGAGUUGCGCGUCAUUGAAGUAGGCACAUUUGCGUAUGCGCGCCACCUGCGUGAUUUGGUACUAAGUCACAACAAACUUGACUGGACGCGCGCUGAAUCAUGUGUUGUACUCGAGGGAGUACGUCGCUUAGAAAUGCUUGGUUUGCAAAACAAUUCGGUGCGCUACCUAUGCAAAGAACUAGGCGCGUCUAAUUACACCCUCGCGAAUUCCUUACGCUUGCUUGAUGUGCGGCAAAAUAAAUUUACUCAUCUAAGCGCGCAACUCUUGCACGCGCUAAAUAGGAGUGAAACGCUGCGCUCCAUAAAACUGGAGCAGAAUCCUUGGGCUUGCAACUGUGAGGCUCAGGCGCUGCAUGCGUUUGUGCGUAGCAAUCGCGUACGCUUUCCUGAAGUGAAAAAUCUAAAGUGUAAUGAGCCAAAGCAAGUGCCGCUGGUCGAACUAGCUUACCGCGACUUCUGCCUUCCUGAUUUGGGUGUCAAUGCGACGCUGGUUUUUACUUUAAUCAGCGUAUCGGCGCUUAGUCUACUGAUGAUCUCCGUCGCAAUGUGCUACUAUAAGUAUAAACUGCAGCUGAAAAUUUGGCUAUACGCGCACGGCGCGUGUCUGCGUUGCAUCAGCGAAACUGAAUUGGAUCGUGAUCGCCGGUAUGACGCCUUCAUCUCUUACACUCACCAAGAUGAGCACUUCGUCGAGCAUGAACUUCUGCCUGGGUUGGAACAGAGCACACCACCAUUCAAGGUGUGCAUACACGUGCGCGACUGGGUGGUGGGUGCGUUCAUAUCUGAACAAAUUAUCGACUCUGUGGAGCAAUCGCGCCGUACGAUCAUCGUUCUAUCGCAGCAUUUCAUACAAUCCGAGUGGGCACUCAUGGAAUUCCGUAUGGCGCAUCAGCGCGCGCUCAAUGAGGGACGCACGCGCAUCAUACUGGUGAUAUAUGGCGAAUUGACGAACACAGAUCUGCUGGAUCAGGAGCUGCGCGCAUACCUGAAGAUGAAUACGUACUUGAAGUGGGGCGAGCCGUGGUUUUGGGAAAAGCUGCGCUAUGCUAUGCCGCAUUCGCGAGUCGGCUGGGAGCGUAGUGAACGCGGCGGGAAAGAGCGUUUUAAUGAGACUCCACUGCAUGCAGCUAUGCUGAGGGCGUGA